This is a messenger RNA of Oryza sativa Japonica Group (Japanese rice), 2369 nucleotides long. RefSeq lists its product as uncharacterized. NCBI's taxonomy places the organism in Eukaryota, Viridiplantae, Streptophyta, Magnoliopsida, Poales, Poaceae. The record is from RefSeq and is a predicted model, not a curated record. Gene Ontology annotation, molecular function: ATP binding; heat shock protein binding. Gene Ontology annotation, biological process: response to heat; protein refolding. Gene Ontology annotation, cellular component: cytoplasm; chloroplast thylakoid membrane.
GGCGAGUUCAUGGCCGCCGCGCUCAUCGUCCCCGCAAACCCAAACCCUACUCCAAACCCCACCUCCUCCCUCCGUCCCCCAUCGCGUGCCGCCUCCAGUGUGCUCCGCUUCCCCCGCCGCGACCGCGCUCGAACCCAUCUCACUGCCGCGUUUGGGAGGGGAUCACCCGCGGCGGCGGCCGAGCGCGGCGGGAAGGACUACUACGCUACGCUGAACCUCCGCCGCGACGCCACCCUGCAGGAGGUCAAGACGGCCUACCGUACCCUAGCGCGCAAGAUGAAGAAGUUUUGGCGACUACCUGGACUGUAUUCCACAGCAAAGCUCCAUGAAUCCACGAUAUGUUCUGCUUCCCCAUUUAUUUUUUUGCUGUUGUACCAUAUUUUAAUUCCUCCAUUUUUUAAAAAAUAAAGAAAAGGCUGAAGAUAGAUAAUGAUUUUUAGCUCCAUCACUGAGUUUGCGUAUUUGGGCCUCUGCGCGUUGGAAGAUUAUUCUUCAAAUAAGCAAUACAUGAUUACACGGGACCCUUCUGUUUAUGGAGUAAACCACAAAUGUAUCAGUUUUGGAUGUUCAGUGAUAUCCAACUUAUACUUUAUCAUGUGCUGUAUUACUUUGUUAAUAUGCUUCUUAAAUUCCACCGAUGUUUGCUUCAAGAUGGAGCUACAAAUCUUGAACAUACUUCAUUGGUUUUCUUUCAAUUCAGUACCAUCCUGAUAUGAACAAGGACCCUGGGGCAGAAGAAAAGUUUAAGGAGAUAAGUGCCGCAUACGAGAUUCUAUCAGAUGAAGAAAAAAGAUCUCUGUAUGACCGCUUUGGAGAAGCAGGGCUCACUGGAGAUUAUGGAGGUGGAGAUAUUGGCUCCAAUGGGAUUGAUCCAUAUGAACUCUUCAAUGCAUUCUUUGGUGGCCCUGAUAAGCUUUUUAGAGACAGCAUGGGUGCUGGGAGAUUCCAUUAUGGUACAAAAGUCACAGACAACAGGGGACUUGAUAUUCGAUAUGAUCUUCUCCUUUCUUUUGAAGAAUCAAUAAUUGGAGGCAAACGAGAAGUCAGCAUUUUUCGUUAUGAAACCUGUGGCACUUGCCAUGGAACUGGUGCUAAAUCUAGCAAUGACAUAACAGAAUGUACUCAAUGCAGAGGUCAAGGCAGGUUAAUGAAAACACAGAGGACACCUUUUGGUAUAGUAUCUCAGAUAUCUACUUGCUUAAAUUGUGAUGGCAAAGGGAAGGUAAUUACUGAAAAUUGCACUAGCUGCUGUGGGUCAGGCAAAAUCCAAGUUGAACGCAAUAUCAGGGUAGACAUACCUGGAGGUAUUCAUGAUGGUUCUGCCAUUCGAAUUACCAGAGGAGGUAGCGUUGAUAAUCAAAGGCGCGCAACUGGUGACCUAUACAUAUUUGUUCAUGUUAAUAAAAAAGAAGGCAUCCACAGAGAAGGCCUCGAUCUGUUCUCAGAUGUCACAAUAGAUUAUACUGAUGCAAUUUUAGGAACCACAGUGAAGGUUGAAACAAUAGAGGGAUUCAAGGAUCUUUAUAUUCCUCCUGGCACUCAGCCUGGGGAGCGGCUGAAAUUUGCUCAACUGGGAGCUCCAGACAUUAAGAAUCCUACCAUUAGAGGAGAUCAUAAUUUUGUGAUAAAUGUGAAGAUCCCGAAGAGUAUCAGCAACCAAGAACGAACAUUAGUACAAGAAAUUGCAGCACUGAAGGAAACUGGGUGUAUUUCUGUUCCAGGUGAAGAGACUAAAAACAGAGAAAAUUUGGGAGAGAGAAACUCCCAUUCAUCCACAGGGAAGAGAAGAUCCCUCUGGCGAUCUAUCAGGAAUUUGUUCAGGGGCGACGAUGGGGAUACGAGAUUUGCUUCAAUCAGCGCACAAUCUGUUACUCCAUUAUGGACUCCGCGACGAGGAUCUCAUCCAGCUGUUCUGUUGCUAGAAGGAUUCCUGAUGAUCACAGUGCUCUUAUUCGUGAUAAGCAGAACUCGUAUAAUCAGGUCGACUCCAAAGCGGUAUGAUCGUCCUACUGAAGCUAAAGAAGCCGAUGGAGAGACUUAAAAUUUAUUAUGGUGAUGUUAUUUGGACGUUAUUGCACACAGAUUUUUUCUCUUCUUUUUCCCAUAAUAUUCCUAUGGAGUUUAUGUGCCUAGCAGUCUGAGCGGGGAAGAAGCGCUCCGGCUUGGUUUGUUAUUGUAGGGGAAAAUGCAGCCAACAUCGGGUACAGUGGAGCCUAAUAGUAACAGAAGUGACAUAGAACUAACACAAUUUUUAGCAGGCAGUCAGAAAAAAGGACUUGUAUUCAUCAGUUGACCAUGCUACUACUGCAUACUGUAGUACUAUGAGUAACCAAAUUUUGAAGCUAGUUAUCACCAUUUUACAUGCGCAA